GUGUGUGAAAUCCGGGUUUUCCUUUUACAACCCUGUGGCCUUUUACAAUCCUCAUAAUUUCACAUUUCCCUGCACUUCUUUCCGGGCACACCGAGACACCAGCCCGCAUCCUCGCCCGCAUCUAGCGAGGUGGUACCAUUUAUAGCCAGUGCUGAUCGGACGACGGAUGCAAAAGUGGAACAGCUGGUACUUCUACUGCAGCACUGGGAUCUGUUCGUGAGGAUCUGGUCUGCCGGUAUGGCACACCAAGAGAUGGAUCCUGCACACAGUCCCGCCGCCACCGACAACGGCACCGAUGGCCUCAUCUUUCUACCGGCAUUCAUUUCGGUUGGUGCCUGCUUUGUGAUAGCCGUUAUUUACGUGGCCAGUUUGUACGUGUGGAACUCCAAGCAUGACCGUGACCAUCCGUCGACGAUCAAACGUCGGUUUUUCAGCGUCUCCGUGGUUAUGUUUGUGGCUCCCUUCUUUGUGAUUGGCCUCACAAGCGAAGCCGUUUUGAAACGAUACACUAUGUGGCAGAUAAUAGGCUUCCGGACGGAUGGCUUGUUCACGGCAACCUUUGUCCCGCUACUUCUGACGAUGGUGCUCUUUCUAGGACCGCUGAGUGUGCAGCUGACCAGUGGCGUAUGGCGGAUCUACUCCGAGCCGAUGUACUGGGUGAAUGCCGUCCGGAACCUUGUCUGGCUGCGUAACCAUCUGGUCGCACCGCUCUCUGAGGAAUUUACGUUUCGGGCCUGCAUGUUGCCGUUGUUGCUGCAAACCUUUCGACCAUCGGUUGCGAUGCUUAUCACGCCGCUGCUUUUUGGGCUGGCCCAUCUGCACCAUAUCAAGGAACGUCUGCAGGGCGGACGUCCGUUGCAGGAGGUGUUGAUAGUAUCGUUUUUCCAGUUCUUCUACACCACCAUCUUUGGCAUCUACUCAUCUUACCUGUUCGUGCGGUCGGGACAUUUCAUUGCACCCUUUAUAGUGCACGCCUUUUGCAACCAUAUGGGUUUUCCCGACGUACAGGAGGUGCAAUCGCAAACGGACCACAAGAAGUAUCUUUUCAUCGCUUCCUACGUCCUGGGGCUGGUCGGCUGGAUCGCUCUACUGCCAACGCUUACCACACCCGAAUGGUACGCUAACGAUCUCUUCUGGGCCGCGGAACUUUAGAUUAUGUGUUCAGUGAUUCCAAUUCCCUCGGUGCCAUUAAGUGAAAUCUUUGUUGCCAGUACAGAAACUACAGGGUUGCCUUUACGCAUUUCAACUGUGAACGAUGUAUUUAACGGCGCAGUUAAUAGGUAGAGCAAUUGUAGAAGCUUAAUAUUUUUGUUUUUUUUUUUUUCAUUUAUUUAUUAUGCCACCCGUGUUCCUUUUUUCCAACCGUUUUCAAUAAGAAAGUACGGAAAAAAGCAGUUGAAUAUGUAUAAGCCUUCGCUCACCAACCACACGAUCUGUGCCUGUUGCGUGUAGGAAAUAAUUGUCGAACGUUAACCGUAAUUAUUGUCGGUUAGUAAGAAAAGAUUUGUGAUUCAAACCAACGCUGUUGAAAGUUUUUAGGACGAAGUGUAACGGGAUAAAACCGGGACAUCUUAUUUGGAAUAUGGAAAGGCAUAUGAUAAAUACAUCGACUUGACGGUCACUUUCGGAACCGGAAUGCAUCCAUUUGUACACGGUAUUAUUAUGAAAUAAAUUUUAUUUCUAGUAAAUAUUUCGCGUUACAGCUGAACAUAAUCAGUGCCAUUUAGUAGCAGCGCUGCUUGAAGGAGUCAGAACUGAAAACAACGUCGUUUAUGUCGCGGAGUUUAGCCAGUUUCAGCACGGCUCGCAAUAUUUGGUUUACACGUUCAGUGAAAUCGGCGCAACAAUGAAUUGGAAGUCUCAUUCCGGAGAACCAAUAAAAAAGAUGGAUUCGGCCCAAUAUCAAGUGCUGACUUCGGACCAGUGCGUUGUGAUGCUGGAUCUGUUGCCUGUGGCGGCGUUCCAUUUCUUGGUGCUUUCGAAGAAGGAAAUAGAUUCGCUUUACGAGAACGGAGGACAUUCCACUGCUACAGCAUAUGCAUGAGAUGGGUUUGGAAGCGGCCAAAACGACUGGACUCCCGACAGAGACUUUCGCAGAGGCGUCUUCACUUGGAUGUCGUAUCAAGAGAUUACAAUUCACCGCAUCUACGCGGCAAGUUUAAGUUUAAGAAAGCAUCUUCCUGAAGGCAUUUGGGAUGAUCGCGCAUUGAAUCAAUAGUGCG
Messenger RNA from Anopheles darlingi, 2222 nucleotides. It is a transcript of the gene Sras, whose product is annotated as CAAX prenyl protease 2. Bases 238 to 1152 code for a protein of 304 amino acids. Lineage: Eukaryota; Metazoa; Arthropoda; Insecta; Diptera; Culicidae. Gene Ontology annotation, biological process: CAAX-box protein processing. The record is from RefSeq and is a predicted model, not a curated record. Gene Ontology annotation, molecular function: metalloendopeptidase activity. Gene Ontology annotation, cellular component: endoplasmic reticulum membrane. The transcript has 3 exons.